Conger conger (European conger) is the source of this 5299-nucleotide messenger RNA. RefSeq names its product excision repair cross-complementation group 6 (gene ercc6). The record is from RefSeq and is a predicted model, not a curated record. The coding region runs from base 106 to 4485 and encodes 1459 amino acids. Gene Ontology annotation, biological process: transcription-coupled nucleotide-excision repair. Gene Ontology annotation, molecular function: ATP binding; ATP-dependent chromatin remodeler activity. NCBI's taxonomy places the organism in Eukaryota, Metazoa, Chordata, Actinopteri, Anguilliformes, Congridae. The transcript has 21 exons. Gene Ontology annotation, cellular component: nucleus.
GCUGUGUUACGUCUUAAUAUGUAAGUAACAAAUAACGAUGAAUUAAUCCAUGCUCUGAAGUGGCACUUUGAUUAAAUUAAAGGUUAUUUAAAAAGUAAUAUAGAAAUGCCGGUAGAUGGUAGUGAAGAUCAGGACCGGCAAGCGCUGUCCAGCCCGGUCAGCGUUCAAACCCCGGGAGAGACAGGGACCGUGAAGGAGAAUGGCACUCAUCGGGCCAACGUGGCCCUGUCUCUGCCCAAUGCGAGUCGGGAUGAGCCGGCCGCUCCGGCCGAAGGCUCCAAGAAAUCGCAGUCCUUGGUCCAGAUCGACCGGCAGCAGAUCCAGGCGGUGGCGCAGGCUUCCCAGGCGGCCGAGCUGCAGGGACUCGGGGUGGAUGUGUACGACCAGGAGGUUCUGGAGCAGGGCGUGCUGGAGCAGGUGGACCGGGCCAUACAAGAGGCCAGCGACGCUGCAGCCAAGGCCGACGCGGAGAAGGAGUACGAGUCGGUGCUGGACGACGUCAGGUCCUGUACGAGUGAAUUAAAACACAUCAAUAAAAUCAUUGAGCAGCUGACUCCUCAGGCUGCCUCAAACAAAGCCAUCAACAGGAAAGUGGAAUCUGUCAAACGUCAGAAAGAGAACAAGGAGAAGCAGCUGAAGAAGAUCAGGGCCAAACAGAAGCGACUGCAGGCGGUCCUGGGAGGGGAGGACGUGCAGAAGCUGGAAGCAGAGCUGCUGGACGAGGGAGAUGAAGAACCCGGCCCGUCCACGCUGGGCAGCAUGCUCAUGCCGUCGCAGGAGACAGAGUGGGAGGAGCUCAUCCGCACGGGUCACAUGACCCCCUUCGGCACCAAGGUGCCGCAGAAAGAGGAGAAGAAGAAGGAGCCCCGGAGGGUGACGCUGAGCGAGAACUCCGCGUUCGACCAGUACCUCAACGACCAGGCCGCCCUGGCCGUCAGCAGGAAGAAGACGCCGAUCAGGCGGAGGAAGGGGCGGGGCCUCGGAGGGGAUGAGGGCGGGGCCCGGGCCGGGGCGGGACCAAACGGCGGCGCGUCUGGGCGGGACCGGAAGCUGCAGAAGCGCAUGCGGAGGCUGCAGCGGAACGCGCUGAGGACGCAGCCCAAGAGCAAGGGGCGGCCGGAGCCCGGCGCCGGCCCGGCCCGCGGGAGGGACCCGACCCGCGGCUCCGACAGCGAGGGCUCGCAGUACGUGCCCAGCGACGAGCUGCUGGACCCCGAGGAGCCGGAGCGGGACGACGAGUUCUGGGACGGCGAGGGCGAGGAGUACGAGCUGAAGCCCUACAGGAGGAAGGCCGAGCCGCGGCCGCCCAGACCCAGACCCCGGGACGGGGAGCGGGAGCGGGAGGAGGAGGAGUACUACCCCACCAGCUCGGACGGUGACGACGACGACGGCGGCGGCGGCGAGCCGGGGAAAAAGGCGCGGUCGAAAAAGUGCAAAGACGACGGGGACCUGGAGUACUACAAGCAGAGGAUACGGAGGUGGAGGCGGCAGCGGCUGAAGGAGAAGGAGCGCAGGAGGGAGGCGGGGGAGGAGGAGGAGUCGGAGGACAGCGACGCAGAGUUCGACGAAGGCUUCAAAGUGCCCGGGUUCCUCUGGAAGAAGCUCUUCAAGUACCAGCAGACAGGUGUCCGCUGGCUGUGGGAGCUGCACUGCCAGCAGGCAGGGGGCAUUCUGGGAGACGAGAUGGGCCUAGGCAAGACCAUCGAGAUAAUCGCCUUCCUGGCAGGCCUGAGCUACAGCAAGCUCCGGACACGCGGCUCGAAUUACAGGUACGCCGGGCUGGGCCCCUCGGUCAUCGUGUGUCCCGCCACGGUCAUGCACCAGUGGGUGAAGGAGUUCCACACCUGGUGGCCCCCGUUCCGAGUGGCGGUCCUGCACGACACCGGGUCCUUCACCAGCCGAAAGGAGAAGCUGGUCCCGGAGAUCGCUGCCAACCACGGCAUCCUGAUCACCUCGUACUCCUAUGUGCGCAUCAUGCAGGACUCCCUGCAGAAGUACGACUGGCACUACAUCAUCCUGGACGAGGGCCACAAGAUCAGGAACCCCUACGCUGGGGUGACCGUCGCGUGCAAACAGUUCCGGACCCCGCACCGCUUCAUCCUCUCCGGGUCUCCGAUGCAGAACAACCUGAAGGAGCUCUGGUCCCUCUUCGACUUCGUCUUCCCAGGAAAGCUGGGCACCCUGCCCACCUUCAUGGAGCAGUUCUCUGUCCCGAUUACCAUGGGGGGCUACUCCAACGCCUCUCCUGUGCAGGUCCAGACGGCCUACAAGUGCGCCUGCGUUCUGCGCGACACCAUCAACCCGUACCUGCUGCGGAGGAUGAAGGCGGACGUGAAGACCAGCCUGUCUCUACCCGAUAAAAACGAACAGGUGCUGUUCUGCCGUCUCACUGACGACCAGCGGCAGGUGUAUCAGAACUUCAUCGACUCCAAAGAGGUGUACCAGAUCCUCAACGGAGACAUGCAGGUGUUUGCGGGCCUGAUCGCCCUGCGGAAGAUCUGUAACCACCCGGACCUGUUCUCCGGCGGGCCUCGGAUCCUGCGGGGGAUCCCGGAGGACCAGCUGACCCCGGAGGAGCACUUUGGGUUCUGGAAGCGCUCCGGGAAGCUGGUGGUGGUGGAGUCCCUGCUGCGACUCUGGCACAAACAGGGACACCGCGUGCUGCUCUUUACCCAGUCCCGCCAGAUGUUGGAGAUCCUGGAGGUCUUUCUGAGGGAAAAUGGAUACUCUUACCUCCAAAUGGACGGGACAACUUCCAUCGCCUCCAGACAGCCACUUAUCAGGCAGUUCAACGAGGACAAGUCAUUAUUCAUCUUCCUCCUGACCACCAGAGUUGGCGGUUUAGGUGUUAACCUGACCGGCGCGAACAGGGUCAUCAUCUACGACCCGGACUGGAACCCCAGUACAGACACUCAGGCUCGCGAGCGGGCCUGGAGGAUUGGCCAGACGCAGCAGGUGACCGUCUACAGGCUGCUGACGGCAGGGACCAUCGAGGAGAAGAUCUACCACAGACAAAUCUUCAAACAGUUCCUGACGAAUCGGGUGCUUAAAGACCCCAAACAACGACGGUUUUUCAAAUCCAAUGACAUUUACGAGCUGUUCACACUGAGCAACCCGGAUGGCUCCCAGGGAACCGAAACCAGCGCAAUAUUCGCAGGUACCGGGUCGGACGUGCAGGUUCCUAAGAGGCCCGUGAAACACAAAGCCUCCAGCUCGUUGACUCCUCGCCGUAACCAGGCCGACGCCGCUCCAAAACAAACCGCCGUGUCCUCCCCUGACCCCGACGCUGUGCCGCCGUCCGACGGGCCGACGGGUGGAGACGGCAAACCGCCGACGCUGGGCCUCAGAGCGGCGGACGUUCCGCACGGACAGAACGGGACCGCCGAGGAAGACGAGGCGCCGUCGAGCGGAGGGACGCCCGCGGCAGGGGGGGGAGAGACUGACCGGGAACCCGCUCCCGCGACGGCGGCGGCUCCGUCUCCGGGCGACGCGGAUCACCGCGGAAACGGUCCUCAGAAACGGCGGGAGAAGAGGAAGCACUGCGGCCCGGCGGCGGAGACGGCGGGAACGCCAGGAAUGCCGGGACGGGAACGCCGUAAACAGCGACGCUCCAGGGACGCCCACUUCGAGGGCCAGCGCAUCUCGCACCUGGUCAAGAAGAGGAAGUACAACAAAGGCGAGGAUGAGGAGGAGCAGGAGGAGAAGAAAGACCAGAAGAAGAGUGACGACUACGUCCUGGCCAAACUGUUCAGGAAGUCAGGGAUCCACAGCGUCAUGCAGCACGACUCCAUCAUGGAGGCGUCCAACCCAGACUACGUGCUGGUGGAGGCGGAGGCCAACCGGGUGGCCAGGGACGCGCUGAGGGCCCUGAAGGUCUCCCGGCAACACUGCAGACUGCCGUUCGCCCGAGGCUCCACCCGCCAUGACAGCCCCCGGCCACAGGGGGCGCCAGCGCCCAGCAGGAAAAGGUUUGGUCAGAAGAAAAACCCUCUGUUCUCGGAGCCCCCUGCUACCACACCGAAAGUCCCAGACAAAUGCAAGGACGCCGCCGUGGUCAAAAAAUUUGGCGCCAAGAAAGCGGUGCCCUCUGGCCACUUCAGCGGCAAGGGUGUGGAGGAGGACUCCGUCCUCUCCUCUUCCUCCCUGCUGGCCAGGAUGAAGGUCAGGAACCACGUGAGCCUGCCGCAGAGCCUGGAGGAAGAGGACGAUGAGGGGGGGGAGGAAGAGGGCGGGGGCCCCGUGGCCCCGCUGGCUCGCCCCGCCCCCACGGAGUACGACGAGCUCCUGGUGGAGCUGAGGAAUUUCGUGGCGUUCCAGGCGCAGGUGGACGGGCAGGCCAGCACCCGGGAGAUCCUGCAGUACUUCACCCCCCGGCUCUCCGCCACGGAGACCCCCGUCUUCAGAGAGCUCCUCAGGAACGUCUGCCACUUCCACCGGCUGCCCGGCCAGGAGGGCCUCUGGAAGCUCAGACCGGACUUCCGAUGAACUUCCCAGAACUUCCCAGCCGUAUUUCUUGCCACACGAGCGCCAGUUUUUACUGGUCACCUGGGCAGGAGGGUAGUGAGCAAACCUGAAGCCGGACUUCUGAUGAACUUCCGAGAACUUGCAGCCAUUCUGUUGGCACGGGAGUGACCGUUUUCACCAGUCACCUGGGCAGGAGGGACUCUGGAAACUCAAACCGGACUUCCGAUGGACUUCCGAGAACUUGCAGUUAUUCCCAUCGCCACGGGAGAGAAAGUUUUCACAAGUCACCCGUACUGGGUGGAGCUACAGUGAGCUGUCAGUCAUCGACCUGUCUGGACCAAUUAAAAGACUUCCUUUCAAACCAAUCGGUCCCUGAUGAUAUAUGGCAGCUCCUCUUUGUUUUGGUUUAACAAAGCCUCGUUCUUCUCGACUCCAACAUUGUGAUUUUGUGCCGUUCUGUGAAAGAAAUUAACCUCUAACUCUGUGCAGGGGACGUACUUGAAGCAGACUUCGUUUUGUAAAUGUCUUAAUUGUCAGAUUCUGAAUUCCGUGGAAUUUUCACUGCAGUUGAUUGAAAGAAUGCAGUCACACUGUACUUUAAUCGAGUUAUAUUUUAUGUCAAUAUAACUUCAAUAUAACACCAGUGUAUAUUGGUCUGGUAAUAAUUAGUUUUGUGGAACUAUUCAAUUUACCUGCAAAAGCCAUCAAUAUAUAAUGUGGAGAGACGCUCCUGACAAAACAAACUACCUCUGUCAGUUGUAUACUGUGUUAGAUGCCAAUUUUAAAAAUGUAUUGUCCAGGUUUCAAAAUAAAUCGAAACACUCCUAAAAGGUUA